AUAAAAUAAUUAUAUGGGAAAAAAUAAAUAAAGAUAUAUUAUUUUGAUAAAUGUACAAUUUUUUAUGAUAAAAAUUCCUAACAGAAAUACUAAGGAGAAUAACAGAAAUAUCAAAAUAAAGAGGGUAGCUACAAUCUAUAAAAUUGAUUUACAUUAGUUUGAUCAGAUAUAUUUCAGUCCAAAGUUUGGACCCCUAAAAGUUAAUAUUACUUUUCGAGUAAUCGCGUUUUUCUGGGAACUUUAGUGAAUUGAAAAGUUUUUGCACACAAUCGUAAAAUUCGUCUAUGUUAAGAUAAUUUCAUGCGGAAUAUAAUUUUAACAAUUAUUCAUUAUUUUAUUUAAUAAUAAUGGAAAAGAUUUCGAAUAUUAAGGUACACAAUUUUUUAUAUCAUUUUAAAGAAUGUGGCAGCAUUCUUUGCUUGCUAAAUAUAAAACAUGGCAAAAUAGUAAAUAAGGGGGGGGAUUAUAAUAAAUCUCAAAAUUAGGACGAAAUCAAUCAAAUAUUUUCUGAGAAAUUAAAUUUUUUUCAUCGCGCACAUACACGUUAAAUUCUGCAUUUUAACAUAUGAUAUACAUGAAAAUAAUAAGUUGCUUUUUAGUUAAUAUAAAAAACAAUACUUACAGCCAAACUGAAGAAAUUUUGCUGGAUAUAUGUCGUCACCAUAUUUAGCCUCGAUUUCUCGAUUUGUAUCCCAACAUGCUAAAUUUAUAUCAUUAGCAAAGUAAUGGGAUGUUGUGGUGGUCAAUGCAUCCUUUAGGCGUAGAACGCUGAAAUUGUUUUCCUCAUGAAAAUUAACAAGCUCAAAUAAAUUUGCUUGAUUCAUAUUUGUAAAGUAGAUGAUUAAACAAUAGUAAAAAAAGAAAGAAAACAAUAUUAGGAGAAUUUAAUCAAACCGAAUAAUAUGCGAAAAUACAAAGCAAGAGCAAGGAUUGAAAUCAGUCGGAGCUUAUAUACUACUUAUCGUAGCUGCCAGAUGUCGAAAGUAAAUUUUAUUUGACAAAUUAUGAGUUUUAACAGAUCCCAGAAUGAGAGCAAUUCCUAGAAGAACUAUCUACAGACGUCGAAUACAAGAAAAUUCUGUGAAAGAGAAUGAUGCAAUAUCUGAAAUUGUGUACCCAGUUGAUUCCAGGGAGAUUACUGAUUCUAUGAUGGAUAGCGUGACUAGUGAUUCCUGUGAAUCUAUGGAUUUCGAAAAUCUGUCAGAAGAUGAAGUCUGUUCCGCAACAAAGAUGACUGAGGAAGUUAAUGAUCCACUUCAUUUUGAGAAUAAUUUUGGUGUGGAAGAUCCUUUUUCUCCUCUGUAUAAAUCAGCCGAUAUUUCAAAUUAUGAAGCAUUUUUAAGCAUUUUGUCAUUUUGUGUACGGUUCCAUUUAUCUGGUGUAUGUGUUGAAGAAUUACUCCGGUUGUUGAAACUUUUAUUACCACCAUGUUCUAUUCCAGGUACCAAGUACCUGUUAAACAAAGCAAUAAAAUCGUCAACAGGUGACAAAUCUUACAAAAUUCACCUUUAUUGUGCCAAUUGUAAUAAUUAUAUUUCAGAAAUGGAGAAAAGUAAUGAAGAAGUUUUGUGCACUCUUUGUGAGAAAAGAAAUUAUCAUCUGAGCUCUUAGAUGAAGGGAAGUUCUUUAUUUAUAUACCUUUAGAGGAUCAACUGAGAAAAAAACUUGAAAAGCAGACUCUCUUUGCUGAUAUAGAGAACUAUCGUGCUCACUGUAUUAAUCGAGACGGUUAUUAUAAGGAUAUUAUUAGUGGUGAUAAAUACUUAAUGUCUGAAAUGACAAGCAAUUUAACUCUACAGUACAAUGUGGAUGGUAUUCCAAUGUACCACAAAGCAAAGUAUAACCUUUGGCCUAUCCAUUGUAUGAUCAAUGAGUUACCUCCUUCAAAACGUAAGGAAAAUAUAAUGAUGUGUGGCCUAUGGUUUGGUUCAAGCAAACCUGUUUUUAAAACCUAUUUAAAGCCUUUUGUUGAAGAACUUAAAGUUUUAUGUGAAAAAGGACUGUCGUGGAAAAAUAAUGGUAAGAUAUUUUCUUCAAGAGUGAUUCCAAUUUUAUGCACUGCAGAUGCUCCUGCACGUGCCAUGCUGCAAAAUUUCAACCAGUACAAUGGAAAAUUCAGUUGUGGAUUUUGUGAAAAUGAGGGAGAGAGAAUAGAAAGAGGGCGGGGUCACAGCAGAGUUUAUAAAGUUUCAAACCCUCUUCCUGCAAAACGGACAUUUGGCACAUCUGUUGAGUAUGCAGAAAUUGCAGUAAAUAUGGAUAAACCGGUAAAAGGUGUGAAGGGUUCUUCCCUUUUAAUGAAACUGUAUCCUUAUUUUGACAUGGUUGAGGGGUUUGUCCCCGACUAUAUGCAUUCUGUUUUGUUAGGCGUUACAAGACAGUUUGUUAAUUUACGGUUGUCAACAUCUGAUGAAGCUUAUUGUCUGAAGAAGAGAGAUGUUUCCGAAGUAAAUGAUAGAAUAAAUAAUUUGAAAGAGCCCAGUGAAGUCACAAGAAAACUCCAUUCCUUCGGAGAUGUUAUCCAUUGGAAAGCAUCAGAGUGGAGAAUAUUUUUGCUCACUUCACCUGUGCUGUUAUUAAAUGUUCUGAAUCCAACAACGUAUAAUCAUUGGAUAUUACUUGUGCAUGCUAUAACUAUUCUUCUAGGCACAAAUAUAAAGUCUAGUGAUUUGCAGACAGCUGAAUCUGCCAUUCAGAAAUUUGUGACAGGUGUGACAGAAAUUUAUGGUGAAGGGGAACUAACGUAUAAUGUUCAUUUAUUGUUACAUCUUCCUGACAAAGUGAAAUCGUGGGGUCCCUUAUGUGCAUCUUCCUGUUUUGCAUAUGAGGAUGCUCUAGGGAAAUUAAAAAAUUUCCAUCAGGGUACAAAAGGAGUUCCCAUGCAAAUUUUAUUUGCUUAUUUGAAAAAAAACAUUGCUUCAAACAUUAGUGUUAGAAGACAUUAGGAAUGAAAGAGUACGAAAAUUCAUUGAAGACAUGAAGCGUGGUAAGAAGGAAACAAAAAAGACCCUCGUAGUAAAAGACGUUGUACUUUUUGGAUCUGGCACAAGUGAAAAAUUACCUAAAAUUCAAAAAGAAGCUCUUGAAAAUAUUUUAAAUACACCAUUAGAUAACAGUAAAGUCCUUACAUUUAAAAGAGCAAUGCAUAAAAAAAUAUUAUUUUCUACUGAGGAAUAUUCUCAACAAUUUAACCGUAUAGAUUCUAUUAUUUCCAUUCUUACUUCAAAGAUAUAUUUUGUUAAAAUAUUCAAAAUAAUUGUUUGCUGUGAUAAAGCGAUUUUUCUUGGGAAAAAAUUGAAAACCAGGAAAUUUUAUAAAAAUGAUGCUGAUGUUUGUAAUCUUUGUUCAGAUAUUUUAUGUGUUAAAAAUGAUAGUCAUGAAAAUAGAUACAACGAAUCCAUAAUUGCAUUUACAGCAGACUCUAUUUUGCAAAAAUAUACUCAGGUAAAACUCGAAAAUGUUUACUAUCUUGUACCAUUAUUAAUUCAUGCUGAAGAAUAACUUCUGUCUAAUUCUUCCACAAAUACCACUGUUUUUCGAUUAGCUCUUUCAAUGCAAGAAAUUUAAAUUGCACAUUUAAGUACUUACUUUAUGACACCCUUGAUUAAUGUUAAAUUUACGUUGCAUUUUGAUAGUUUUUUUUUUUUUUGGUAGUUAUUGCUGUUAAUUUUUAUAUUUUCUUUUUUUU
Parasteatoda tepidariorum (common house spider) is the source of this 3688-nucleotide messenger RNA. RefSeq lists its product as uncharacterized. The record is from RefSeq and is a predicted model, not a curated record. NCBI's taxonomy places the organism in Eukaryota, Metazoa, Arthropoda, Arachnida, Araneae, Theridiidae.